UUUGUAUGCCUGAUAUCUUCCAGACUAUUAAUGGCUAGGUUUUCGUUAUUGGAAAUGACGAGGGCUACUAUCAUGGAUCUCUUGUUGCGUUAGGUUUUCGAUUCGCUUAGUGGACUAUAUCACCUAACAGUCUCGAUCAGUCAAAUAGAAAUGAAGUAUUUUGGUAGUAGUAUAUUGCAUAGGUCGUUUAUCAGUUAUAAUUAGGGAACAUCCGUCCAGUGGAACAAUGAAUUUAUACUAAACAAUAAAAGUAAACGAUUAGGCCUAAAAAGUUAAAUUCUCAUCUUCGAGUGUUGAUAUAAUUGUGCUUCUCAUUCCGAGGUGUAUCUCAUUAGAUCUGUAAACCUUAAUUUAUAACUAGCUGAUAACUUAUGAUAAGUAAUAGCCUUGUGUUAGUUACAUGAAAUGCUUUUGUGUGUGUUAUGUUUCGUCUUGUUGAACCUACAGCAACUUCAACCUAACUGUACUCUACCCAGUAUUACUUAUUACAAUAAAUGGGAAUGGGGUUCGUGGUACUGAAGACAUUCCUUGUCUCAAUCAGUACAUCUCUCAGCACCUAGCUAAUCUUCCCUCUUAAACAAAACUAUAUACCUUAUCACAACGUUUUCACAGCAUGCUAUUGGUUUUCAAGCAGGACUAAUGAUUAAACAUUCGUAAUCCUCUGUAUUGUAGUUUUCAUAUUGACCUACAUCAUAACAGGAUUUGGAGUGAUGUUUUGUGUUGCAGAUUUUCAAUAAUCAAGGGUACAUCCUGAGAGUUAUUUAAUUUUCCUAGGAUUUGAUUGAUACAGUUUGGCCGACUCACCUUUCAUUCUCGUUAAAACUAUACUAUUUCCAAGUUUAGUAUUCCAAGAUGGUGUAAGAACAUCAAGCAAUAUUUUGUGAUCUGAUAAAAUUAUUCAUAUUUUUUCAAAAGUUUUUUCUUAGCAAUCAAACAUCAGUUUCUGCUUCCUGUGAAAUGGUGUGGUUACGUGCAUGUGGACUUAAACUGAUUGAUUCAAGUAUGCUAAAUAUUUAUUUUUAAGGGUAACUAAACCUAUACCAUCAAAGUCUUUUUGUAUUUCGUUUUUAUGAAUGUCUCAUGAUGUGAAAGUCUUACGUAGCUUGGCUUUGGAUUGUCCAUAUUUUUGCAAGAAGAAGUCGAGCUUCGUGUCCAUCAUUACCGCUCAAAAGUGACUCGGUAAAGAUCUUAAUUUCUUCUGAGCAGUUAAGUCAGACGACUUGAAUGUGUCCACUUUACCCGAGGAUAUGAAACGUAGAGGAAAGCAAAAGACUUCAAAACCUUCUGGCCGUUAUGGUUUGAAAGGCAGUUUGAAGUCUUACUAUGGUGAUUCUCAAUUAAAUCCUGAAUGUGUGUCACCGGAUACAGGAUCUAAGUCAUCUCAUGGUCUUUCAAAAACACCAGAUGAUACUUCCAGUGAAUCAGUUCAUAGCCGUAGUUUUCGUAAUAGUUCUGGUGGAGAUGAUAACUUAUCACAAAUGGAAAGCCGUGGUCGUCGUGGACUAGACAAAAAGGGUCAUAACAUAGAUCUUGAUCAAAACGUGUUCAAGAAUUUUGCAGAUGACUAUAGUAAUGAGUCAAGGGAUCGUGAAGGCUCGCUUCCAAUGGGACUUAGUAGUGAACAUGAACUUCCUUAUGAUGAUGAAUCUACUCGUGAACCUUUAUCUACCAAAGAUCUCAGCGGAUCACAUAAUUCAGUCUUUGUUGAACCCCGUCAACCAGACAAGGUCACAGUGGAUUACAACAGUACAUCGCAUACUCAAAGAAAAGUCAAUAAACGUGAACUAAAAGCGUUAUUAAAGCAGACUAAAAAGAAACCAUCCACUGUAGACGAGACAGUGAUCGCUGCUAUCGAUGAAUUGGCUAUUCAUUUGAAGGAUACUUGUGUGAUUGACAUGAAACCAAUACCUCGCCGACCAAUUCCAGUUGCUGCAUCUCCUACUUUAGCCGCACGUCAAUCUGAGACACCAUCCCGUAGAGGUAUCGGGGCACGCCGAGGUGGCCGGAGAGGUCGAGGUGCUCGUCGCGGUGGUCUUCAUUCUCCUACUUCCAUCACUUCAGCAGAACAGACGGUUCUUCCGGCGUCAUGGGUACCUCUUAUCCUACCAAAUCCGUUAAGAAGUCCCGUGGCAUCAGAUCCUGAGGGUGAUAAUUUGGGGUUAAAAUCAAAAUUAUGUGCACCGUGGCUUCAACAACUUCCUGAAUCACGGGUACAUCGGUUUGUUGUGAAUAUGCGUCGUCUGUUGGCGGCUACAUUAAAAAAUCCAAUAGAAACUGAUCACUUGUCUAAAAAAUCUAUUCAACUUAUAGAUUUAACAUCAGAUAAACAAGAUUAUUCUACUAGUGCUUUCGAUAAUCAGUCGAAACAAUUAACAUCUCCAUUAAAUUCUAAUGUACAAAAUCUUGGUCAUCCUACAAUAACACCCUCUGAGAUUAAAAAUUCUAAUCAGCUACCUCUUAUUAAGACAGCUGAAGAUGUAAGUCAAAAUGAUUCAAAGUUUAUUUCAAAUCUUACUGAAGAUUCUGCUUCGAAGUUGAAUUUUAAACUUGGCGAAAAUACUACUGUCACACCUACAUUAGUUUCAAGUUUAACAAGACGUCGAGGUAGAGGUAAAAAACACCAUGGAUUUCACCGUAAUUUUUCAUCUGUAAAGUCGAAUACAGUCGGUACAUCUGAAUCGAUUCCCUUAACAAAUACUAGUCUUGUUUCAUCAUCAUCAAAUCCAACUAACAAUGAACACGUAGAAACUAGUCAACAUGUGAUUCGAAUGCCUAAAUCAACUUCUAAAGGGAAAUCUCGUGUUUCACGUGAACUUCGUGGUCUUGUCACUUGGGACGCUGUAAUGGCCGAACAACGCAAACGUGAACAGGAAUUAAAAGACAUCGAAGCUAAAGGAGGUUCUGCCUCACUUCAUCCAUCUGAGGUGACGUUAUCAGUUGUAACGGAUUUUAUAGCCUCUGUAGAAGAAGAGGGUCUAACUCCUAAACUUCGCAGGACUCGACAAACUAGCGGCAGUGUUCCCAGCCAUGUGACACAUUCAACUGUAGGCUCUGAUGCUGCUUCCAUGCAAACUACAAUUGCUGCUUCCGAACACACUAAUUAUGAAAUAAAUUGUCAUGUGAAACCCAGUGAAACAUCUUCAGUAGUUGCAUAUUCUGGACAUAGUACUGAAGUAUCAAGUGUAUCGUCGGAUAAUAUAAUUUCAGUUCAAAAAACAACCAUUCAUGGAACAACAGUUGACAAUAAACCGUCUACUGGAAAUAAUGCAGUUGGAUCUCGAUUAAAUCAUUCAGAUUGUGAUCGGAAACGUACGUUUUCAGUCACCUCAGAUGCGAGCGAAAUGGAGUCUGCCUGCGUUACCCAAUAUUCUCCAAUUUCUGUAGAACAAGAACCAAACGAAUCACAGCAUGUUUCAUUCGAACAACUUGAUGACGGUGUAUAUCAGUCGUCAACUACAGUUAAACGGAAUAUCAGUCCCUUAAAAUCACCGGGUCGUCGUAAAAAGAAGUACAAAACUAACCGAUUGUUUAAAUCCCAUCCUUCUGAUACGGGUCGCCACCCGGAACAAUAUAUACCUAAUGAUUCAGUAUCCCAAAGUUCUGUUACUGUCGACACUCGGCAACAACCUGACGCCUCUUUAUCCGUCUCAUCUCUUCCAGUUCCUUCUGCGAAGCGUAAACGACAAACACAACAUGGUGUCAUUACAAGUACAGAUCCAAUGCUUGAUGAUCCCAACUUCGUGGAACAGUCUGUACGUCUCCAGGAAACUGAAGUUCUCGAUGCCUGUGAUAUUUUGCCUAAUUCCGCCUCAUCAUCACUUCCAAGCAACGUAAGACGUUCCGCUACUUCGCGUAGCUCAGUUCUUCCUCCUCGAAAACGCUACAAGGCGGCAGCGAUGGGAUUCGCUAGUUUAGUUGCGGCAAACUUAAAUAAUACUGGUGCCGCUAUUAAUUCCGCACCAGAAACACCGGAAACUAUUAAUGUUAGGUCGGAAACUGGGAGUUUACCGUCUCCUACUACAAAUAUCGGUUGGGUUGAACAACAACAACAAAUCGGGACAUCAGAGACACAAGCUUGUAAGCCAACUGUAUCUCGAGGUCGGGGUCGCCCUCCUAAGCAGAGACCUGUUCAAUUACCCGUUGCUGAACAUAUGCUAAAUCGAAGUGCUGUGGAUUCAGAGAACAUGUUGGAUUCCAUUUCGAGUCGUCCUCUUCAAUCAGUUAAUGAAUCACCGUUACUGAUAUCAUCCACUACACAUCCACAAGAAUCAUUACAGGUUGGGGAAGCUACUCAUCAAUCGUCGUCUGAACAGAGUACUGAAAAUCAACAGAUGAGAAUUACUGAAGUUCCAAUUGAUACAACAUUGAAAGAGACUGAUAAUAAUGCUACAUCCCAUUCUCAAUCCGAUUCAAAUAACGCCUUAACAAUGUCAAUAAAGCCAUCAAAAUCGCUAUCGAUAAAACAGACAAACAAAAAGAACUCUUUACAAUCUAGCAUUAAAAUGAAAUCUGAAGUCGAUCAUUUGACAAUCAAAAGUAUGACUAAUUCAUCUAUUCUAAGUUUGGAUACUUCAUCAACAAUAAUAAAUAAGCAACAUUGUCGUUUACCUAGUCGUAAUAGUUUUUUCAAAGAUUCUGCCAUAUCCAGUUCGGAACAGAUUACAUUUCUUAAAGAUCGUUGUUCAAGUGGUCCAUUGUAUGAAUUAUUCUGUAAAUUUCUUGAUGAACCUGAUCCUCUAGAACCAAAUUAUCGUCUUUGUGCUCCUAUUAUAUAUUUACCAUCACCUGAAAGGUACCCUGAAUUUUAUCGUUUCACAUUAUCAUCUCAUUUAUCUGGUUCUGGAUUAAAUGUUAAAUUUACAUCAGAUUUCACUAAUCGUCUAUUUUCUCCAAUUGGCAAUUUAUCCAGCAAUACAGUAUUAAAUGAUGAUAAAAUUUAUCAUGUUGAAUUUCCUUCAUUAUGUUUAGCCAGUAUUGCGUCACGAUUUAUUUUAAACUCAGUAAAAGAUCAAUCAUUGAAUAGUGAUGACACUUUGGCACAUCAUUUAAAUAUUGAUCUGUCAGAAAAAGAGCAAAAUCAUUUUCUGAUAGUUACAGAUACUGAUAUUAUGGAAGGUUUAUAUUCAUUAGAUAUAGCAAUGGAUAAUAUGUUCAAUGUUUGGGAAGCUUUCACUGGACGUCGUAGUUGGUUUGGUCGACGUUUAAUGAAACUAAAAAGUGUUUAUAUAAAACAUCGUACUAAUUUGGUUGAAAGUCUAAAAUUAGAGAACCACAUACCGGUUGCAAUGCCAAAAUCGUUUAUACCAUGUAUAACUAAAUCACAAAAUAACAGUUCUAAGAAAAAAACUGAUCGUCGUGCACUAGAACGUGGUGCUGAAGUUAUUCGCUGCUUGUGUGGUUUUCGUGUUGAAGGUGGUCAUGUUAUGGUUCAAUGUGAUUUAUGUGCAUCUUGGCAACAUCUACCAUGUUUAUGGUGGGCACUUAGUCUGGCUAUUCGUAAUGAUUCCUCUAAAGGAUUAAAUUCAAACUUAGUUUGUUUAUGUCAAACCGCGUUAAUUGCUGCACAAGCUGUUGGUGGUGGUGGUGGAGGUAAUACAGGCGAGGUAGAUGUGAAAGGUGAAGAUGAUCGAGAAGUUGAUGCUCCUUAUAUAUGUCCAGUGUGCUUGAAGUUGGAUAAUUUAACAAAAGAAUAUCCUCGUUCAUUAUCUGCAGCGAUGAGUUUAAACGAUGUAGAUGCUGUAUUUGACUUACAAGAUACACUAGUGAAAGGUGAACAUGAAUUUUGGACAUUGGGUAGUCCUGAUGGAACUUGUCAAAUACGUACAGAUGAUUAUGCAUUUGUUAAUCGUUUCUGGUUAAAUCAUCUUAAUAUUUCACAAGAUAUAUCAAAGGGUACAACAAUCAAUGUAUCAAUGAAUGUUAAACAACUUUUAAAUCAUUCCCUACAAUGUCCAGUGAAAUCUGCUUAUGAUCGAAUUAUUGUUCGAAUUUAUCGAUUAUGGAAGGAUGUCAGUGGUUUAGCUUGGUUAGAAGGUGGUUUAUUUCUGCGUCCAUAUGAUUUACCUCCGAUAUCGGCAAUAACUGAUUCAUCAAAAUGUCCACAAUUUUGGCAUCUUGAUGAAGUUGUCUACGAUGAGGCUAGACGUGUUAUUCUUCCAUUAGACGCUUGGAUUGGUAGAUGUAUGGUGUUAUGCCCUUCAGCAUAUAGAGUUGGCAGACCCGCUGAUUUACUAUACACAGCACAUAUAAAAGAAUUUAUGCCAUCACUGAAAAAUUACAAUCUGAAUGAUUCCAAUCCUACUACAAAUCAGUUUCAAUAUUUCUUUGUUUGUGAAAAAUUAUUUGAACAAUCAUCAGUUGAUAAUCAUACUUGUAGAUUUGAUGAAAUAUCUCCUGGUUACUUAAAAGUCAGUAUGAAGCCUUAUUGUUUCCUUCGUAAACCUGAUAAUCAGUGUAUUCGUGGUAGUUUACCACGACAGUAUUCAGCUUCUGAACUACUCACCCGUGAUCAAAUAUCUUUCUCAGAGUCAUUUGUCAAAGAUGAACAAACAUUUGAAACCAAAACAUCUCCUGAAGAAUGUACUACAGUAUCUGGAAAUAUAUCCAGUAGCGAUGAGAAGAAUACUGCAGUUCCAGUUGGCAAUUUAAAGCAAAAGGGUGAAAAACUUGCUCGUGUUGUUGACUGGUUGGAACGGAAACGUCAAACUAACUCUUCACAAUUUACAGUUACAUUAUCUCAAAAUUCCAUUGUUCCAGAACAACAACAACAAACUUCCAUUUCAUUGUUACCCGUUGAAAAUAAUCCAGUUGUUGAUGAAAUAUCUUCACCAUCUUCACGUAGUUUGGGUUCUCGAGGUCGAAUUCCACUUAAAAUCAACCGUGGAAGAAGCAGAGGUUUCAAUAAAUCAUUAAAACUUACAUCAUCAAAUCCUGUAUCAUUAUCACCUAAUAAAUCUUCGUCACCAGAUGCUAUACUCCUCGAUAAAAUUGAUGAUAUAUCAUCCAGUAAAGAAGAUGAAUCUCUAAGUAUACCCAUUAAACGUACAUGUAUCUCAGAAAAUUCAUCACCAAUUCAAUCAGAUAUUGUUCAAACAUCAUCUGAAAUUACUGUAGAACAUAAUUCAUCAUCAUUAGUCAUAAUCGAUUCAAAUCAUUCAUUAUGUAAUACAAUGGAUAAAAAUUCACCUAAACAACUUUUAAAUGUUUCUCUUCUACCAUCUAAUACAGAGGAAAUGAGUGUGAAUAAUCCUAGUGUCCCAAACACUUCUACUACCACUACUACUACUAAUAAUAAUCACUUACCUAGUACUUCACUUAAUGCUAAUUUGAAGCAAUCUGAUUUACCAUCUAAUGAAAAUUCUAUAGAUCGUUUAUCAUCAAUCAUAUUAAAACCUACAUCAAAUAAUCAAUUCAUAAUUACAUCAUCAUCAUCAUCGUCAUCAUUAUCUACUGAUGAUCAUUUGACUAUAUCAUUAUCAUCAUCAUCAUCACCUAGUAUUGGAUCAACAAGAAAACGUAAAUGUUCUAUUACACGUAAAAGAUUAGUACCAGAACCUGAAAUGAUUAACAAUCUACAAGAUAAUAUUAAUAAUAAUAGUAAUACUUCAUAUCCAAUUGUUAAUCAUUUAUCUGAAUUAAAUCAUAAUAAUAUCAAUGAUGAUAUAUCUAAUGAAAGUUUGAAUAAUUCAAUGAAUAUUACAGAGGAUACUAAACAUUUCUCACCUUCUACUAAUCAAAUAUCUUCAAUAGAUCAAACAUUAUCAUUACAAUCCUCAUCGUCGUCGUCGGCGUCGUCAGCAUCAUCAUCAUCAUUACAUACACAUUUAUAUGAAUCACAUGUAAUUUGGAAUGAUGAUACUUGUUUAAUGAAUAUACAACCAAUUUUCUCUAGUCAUAUUUCAAUUCAUAAAGUUGUCACAGAAAUGAAUCAUUUUGCAUUGACAUUGGAUAAACCAGUUAUUAUGUCAUUUAAUAGUGAUAAUGAUAAUAAUAAUAAUAAUUUGAAAUCAAUAAAUGAUUGUGAUAAUCCACUUUCAACAUCAAGUAUUACUUCAAAUCAUUCAAUAGACAAUAAUCAUGUACAUAGUUCCAGUGUAUCCAUAGACGACAAUCUAAUAAAUCCUUUAAACAAUGAUAAAUCUAUUGAAUUCUCCUUUGAAAAGCAAGUUAUUGUUGAAGAUGAUCAUAAUACUAUCUUGCCUACUUCAACUGAUAAUAUAUCUCCUACUCAUAAUGAUAUGGAUAUAGAUAAUGUCAAUCAUAGUCAUUGUAUUGUGAAUAAUGUACAAGAGGAGAAUAUGCCAUUGAUAACAACUAAUCAUGAGGAUAAUUCAUUGUUAGAUACUUCUAUAGAUUUACACAAUAAUGUAACUACUACUGAAGAAAAAAUGAUCGAUAAUAGUGGUAUUGAUGAUAGUUAUGAAUUUUCUACAACUGUCAUUCCAACUUCAGAUAAUGAUACUAAUACUAAUGCUACUACCACUACUACUACUACUACUACUACUACUACUACUACUACUACUACUAAUAAUAAUAAUAAUAAUAAUAAUAAUAAUAAUAAUAAUAAUAAUAAUAAUAAUAAUAAUAAUAAUAAUAAUAAUAAUAAAGAGUAUAGACCUAUUACAAAGUUUGCUGUGGAAACAUUAGUUUCAGAUGAUUAUUCAACGAUGAAUUCCAUAUGUACCACAUAUCAUUCCUCGCCUGAAAAAGAUUUAUCAAAACAUGACGAAUUCUCUGCUGAAUUGAAUAAUGAUGAUGCUAAUAUGAUUCAUCAUUCGACGGAUAAUAAACAAAUAUCAACUAUCAAUAAUCAUGAUCAUCAUCAUACGAUAGAGUUUCAACGGGAUGAAUCUAUUUGUCAAGAUCAUUCCCUUUUGAACUCAUCAUCAUUAUCUGUGAAAGAUGAAAUCAAUCAGCUUGUCGAGAAUGAAACUAUCACUGCAGAAAUCAUCUCACCUAUAUCAUUAGUAACCAAUUCAAAACCUGCAUUUGUUGAUAAUGAUUCUCCUCCAAUAAGUAUUGGAACACCUGUAUUAGAUGAAAAAUUAGAUUCAGUAGAACCUAUAUCUACUGAUAUUAUACCUGAAUGUUUUCAAUCAAUUAAAACUAGUUAUAGUGUUGCAGAUUUACACACUCCAAUUGUUCAAACUUGUCAAUUAAAAACAAAAGUAGACACGGAUCUAACAAAAUCACGUCAACCUACUACUACUAGUACUACUACUACUACUAAUACCACUCCUACAUCUCAAAAUAGUAGUAAUAGUAGCAGUAAUAUUUCAACAUCUAGAAAGUUUAAAGAAUCAUCUCGUGAUUAUGGUGGUCGUUAUGAAAAUCGUCAUCAUUCACAUGGACAUCAUAAUAACUCGUAUCAAUCAAGAAAUUCCAGUAAGUUUGAUCAUUAUAGAUCAUCAUCAUCAUCAACAUCGAAACAGCAUCCAUACUUUGGUCAUCAUUCUCAUCAUAAUUCUCGUUAUGAUCGUAAACACCAUACUCAUCCAUCUCAUUAUCAUCAUCAACAACAACAACAAUCACAUCGUCAUGAUGAAUACAAUCCUCGUUAUCGAGAUUCUUCUUCACAUAGAUCAAGAGAUCGUGAUGACAACUCUCCAUAUUCAUCAAGGCAUAAUCAUGGUGAAAGAUCAAUGUCGAAUUCAUCACAUCGACAUCAAGAUCGCAUUUAUACCACUGGAAAUAAUAAUCGUGAUUCUUCUGAAGCUUCAAAUUGUUAAUUAUAUCAUAGACAAAGUUGUUCAUAAUAGAUAAAAUUUGUAAUCAAGAUUUACAUUCAUAGACAUACAAUCUUCAGUCUUGUUUCCUGUUUCCCCUCCUCUCUCUCUCUCAUCUCAUUUGUAAGCCAAAUUAAAAUGAUGAUCAUGAAACUUUUUUUUGAAUAAACGCACAUCUAUUUUGUGUUGAAUGAUAAUUUUUUCCAAUUAAUUUCAUUUAUUCUUUCAUAUUGUUUAUUUUUUCUGUUUAGUGUGUACGAUGUAUGUAGUUGAGGGUGUGUGUAUGUAUAUAUAUAUAUAUAUGUUAUGUAUAUUGUUAUUUUGCGUUUAUCACCUUCUCUUCUAAGAAUGUUUUGAUGCCUCCUGCACACACGCGCGCGUGGGCGUACGUUAAUGUAAACUUGACUAACUUGUUUGUUUUUUGUUUUAAACUCAAAUACCUUCUCCCUUGUUCGAACCCUUAAUCAAAUAGUCAUUUGUGUGUAUGUGACAAUACAGUAUAUGAAGUUCUAAACCUUAUCAUUUUGUUUUAAUUCAUCCAUGUAUGUACAUAUUUACAACAAAAUACAUAAUAUUUUUCUUUAGAUAAUUAUGUCAUUUAUAUAUAUAUAUAUGCACACACACACACACCAUAAAAACAUCUCUUCAAAUGAUCUUCUUUCUCCCUCCUCCUCCACAUACACAUACACACACACUUUUCAUUAUUGUUAUGGAUAUUGGUUGCUAAGAUUUCCUCAUCUAAUUCUUAUUGGCAUGCUUUAAUUGUCCAUAUUAGACAAUAUGCACAAUAAUCCCUUAUUUUGAGUUAUGUGUAUGAAUGAAUUAUCUCUUAUUCAUGAUAAUGAUGAUAAUAAUACUGAUUUCGUUAAAAUCAAUGAUCUUACCUCCCUUUUUUCACUCUCUCCCUCUCUUGACAACUAAAUUUAAAGUUGAAAAAUAUAAAAAUUGUCAAUGUAUAUAAAUCUGCUAUUAAAAGAUUUUUCUUUUUAAAGGAAAACAUUACUACUUUAUUGGUUUUCUCAGCUCUAUUCUACCCUGUUCUAUUCUACUUUAACUUGAUCAAUUUGGUUUCAUGGGGGGAUGGUGUGACUGUUUUUUUUUCUAUAAAAAAAAACAAAACAAAAAGUAAUGUGUGGAAUUUCUUAAUCAUUAUUACUAUUAUUGUUAUUAUUAUUAUUAUCAUCAUCAGUAUAAUUUAUUUAAUUUAAUUCCUUUUUUCUUUACUAUGAUAAUACUAAUCAUAAUAAUAAUAAUGUAUUUAUAUGAA
This is a messenger RNA of Schistosoma rodhaini, 10992 nucleotides long. The record is from the annotation of a GenBank genome assembly. NCBI's taxonomy places the organism in Eukaryota, Metazoa, Platyhelminthes, Trematoda, Strigeidida, Schistosomatidae.